Fusarium fujikuroi IMI 58289 is the source of this 744-nucleotide messenger RNA. RefSeq lists its product as uncharacterized. Bases 1 to 744 code for a protein of 247 amino acids. The transcript has a single exon. Lineage: Eukaryota; Fungi; Ascomycota; Sordariomycetes; Hypocreales; Nectriaceae. The record is from RefSeq and is a predicted model, not a curated record.
AUGCCCAGCAUCUUUGGUAACGUUCGGUGCGAUGGCUGCCAGGCAAUGAUCGAAGAUACAGAAACAUCAGCGGUCCUGUUUUACUGCUAUAAUUAUCCUACCGGAGACUGGGGCCAUCAGAUUCUUGGUCGGUCGAGUAGACUAACGAUCAUACAAAAUACAAGAUACACGUUCCUACAUCGUCGCUGCUUCGAUAUCUUCCAGAUCAUGCCCACUGGGCAACAACGAUCGCAAGCCGAAAUCAACUGCUUCAGGGGAGCUAUUGGAUGGCGCAAACUCGACUUCAUGCGUAUUUUCCCGGAAGGACUGGACAUUCCGGGACUUCCCCGUGUCAGCCUGAUAGCCGUUGCAAGGGCAGCGACAUUUGCUCUUCAAAAUCCACUCGUCCGCGAACUUUCUUACAUCGAGGAACUUCUUAACAUUGUUCGAUCUUAUUGUCCAGAUGCCUACUUCUGGAAUAUGGUGCAGCUAAUGGGCUUGAAAGGUUUUGCUUCUACGGGUAACCCCGUGAUGGAGGAUCUCUCCCGCGUUGAGAGUUGGAAGCGCCUCCAGCCUGCACCAGUUUGCGGGCGACCUCUAGAAGACCCCGAUGGCCUGCUCAUCAGUCUUGAUUCGGACGGUAUAUGUGAGAUUCAGAGACUUGGGAGUCAUCCUCACCCACCAAACCACGAUCCCCAGGUGAAGCUCAGGAAGUACGUUCUCGCCAACGAGAAAGACCUUGAGUCCGUCAAAGCCUACUUCUAG